AUGGCAGAGACACCGUCAACAUCUACUGCCCACCAGCCGGCUUCCUGCUCCGCAUUUCGCUCUGCUGGUUCGCCCAGAAGAUCAACAAGUACGCCGGACGGACUACCUGUGCUCCCCCCCGGUCAGCUGUGUGAGGAGGCGCCGCAUCUCUCUGAAGGUGGAUCCAUGGCAGCUUCAGCAGGCUCUCCUCCACAGCUCAUUAACUCUUUCAGCGCCGAGACUACACGCCUGGCUCCAUCACUUCAGUCGACUCAACCAGCAGCAGCAGUGCCUCAGUGUUCAGGCAGGGCUGUGUAUAUUCAGCAUGAUGUAAUGUGAGUGCUCACGAAAAGAUGGGUAAAUGUACUGUAGCUGUAAAACCUCCUGAGGAUAUAUCUUCGUUAUGUGAUCUGAGGCUCUGGGCCAACAGCAUGGGUGAAUAGAUAUGGUUGUAGCUUUUAUACCGAGCAAAAUGUUUCACAAUCUUUUCGUUCAUUUUUAAAUUGUUUUUUUUUUUCUGUUAGACUUGCACAGUUUGCAUGUCUAACAUAAAACUAUACAGUACACUCUAAAAAAACCCUGGGUUAAAACGAAUCCAACUUGGGUUGUUUUUGACCCAACACCAGGGUUGAAAAGGGACCACUAUUCAUUGGGUUAUUUUGACCCAGAAUAUUGGGUUAUCCAAAUUAACCCAAAUUUUGGGUUGACUCAAUAACCCCUUUCAAUGGUCAAGUUAAAAAUAAGAACAAGAAGGAUUGUAUUAAUCCCAGAAGGGAAAUUCAAUUGUCUGUUGUCUCACAUAAUAUAUCUCUAGGAGUUAUCUAGGUAACGCUUUCUUUCUUCUUAUUACCAGGUAAUUAACAGGUAAUUACCUAGUAACAACAUGAAAUCAUCUGGUAAUUACAUGGUAACUACUAAGUCAAUACUGUCUAGCUACCAGGUAGGUAACCUCCCAUCAUCAUACAAAUUUGAAGCCGAAUUGCUCUGGUAUUUCCAGGAUUUUCUCAGCUUCCUGGAACCACCACUUGCGCAGUAGCAUUGUACGCAUUCGGCGGGUGAGUCGCAGUGAUAAUGCUCGGCUCAAACAGCGUAUCGCUACGCAAUCUUCGCACGCCCAUAGGCUGUAUCAAGUGUCAAUCAUAGAAAAUAAGAACCUCAAAUAGCUUUUGAAAAUGGAGCUGCACAGAAAAAAAGAAAAACUAGACAGUAUUGACUUAGUAUUUAUCAUGUAAUUACCAGAUAAUUUCAUGUUGUUACUAGGUAAUUACCUGUUAAUUACCCAGUAAUAAGUGUACUGUGAAAGAAAGGGUUACUGUUAUCUACUAUUUACACAAGAGUUAUAAAGUCUGAUGGUUGUUGGUACAAAAAAUCUUCUGAAUCUUUCUCUCCUGUAGUGAAGAGAGAAAGAGGAGCCGUCCACCACCUUUGGUCCAUCAAAGUGUUGUGAAGUGGGUGAUCCAUGUUCUUGAGAAUAGUCUCCACCUUCCUCAGUGUAGAUCUCUCCACCAAAUCCUCCACUGAGUCCAGCCACAGAGCCGACCUUUUUCACCAGUUUGUUAAGAUGUAUUUGUGUUUGAUGCUUCCUCUCCAGCAGACUGCAGUGUAGAACAAAUCCAAAUUAAUCCAAUCUUUGAGUUAAUUUGACUCAUGAUCUUGGGUUAAACUGACAUAUGCUUUUUUUGGGAGCUUUGCUUUUAUAACCUGUACCCUAUGUCUGAGCCGGUUUGGGUUUCAGUGGUAACACACUCGUGUUUAUGAGCACUAAGGGUCUUCCCUGAGGACCCAUACAGGUAGAUGUAGUUCGCUCCUUACAGAUGUGUCUCAUGCAGGAUUCGGCCCCGACCCCCCGGUUGGGAGCUGUAUGCUCUACCCGCUGAGCUACCCCAGCCACCCAAUAUAUAUUGGGUUAGCUACCCCAAUAUAGAAACCAGAGUAGAGUCAUAGUGUCAUAGAGUCGUAGAGUCAAUCGAACCCAAUGUUCUGACCCAAUUAUUGGGUUACUCUCUGAAAAAUAACCCAUUCAAAAAACCCUCAAACUGGGUUACAAUAGAAACCAUAUGACCCAAGAAAUGGGUAUGGAUCUGAAAAAUAACCCAGAAAUUUAAUUUAACACGUAUCACCCAGGAAUUGGGUGGAAGAAAUAACCCAAGAGUUUUUAGAGUGUAUGUAGCCCUUUAAACAUAUUAAAAUGGAAGGUUUUUUCUCUUGCUGUUUCUUUGCCCAUAAACACCUUUGCAAAGCUGUAUUUACUGUUUUACUUUUGCAAGAAAUCACA
Messenger RNA from Xyrichtys novacula (pearly razorfish), 2254 nucleotides. The record is from the annotation of a GenBank genome assembly. NCBI's taxonomy places the organism in Eukaryota, Metazoa, Chordata, Actinopteri, Labriformes, Labridae.